This is a messenger RNA of Drechmeria coniospora, 2589 nucleotides long. RefSeq lists its product as uncharacterized. The record is from RefSeq and is a predicted model, not a curated record. Bases 1 to 2589 code for a protein of 862 amino acids. Lineage: Eukaryota; Fungi; Ascomycota; Sordariomycetes; Hypocreales; Ophiocordycipitaceae. The transcript has 3 exons.
AUGUCGCACGAGGUCCUUCGCCUCCACGUCGUCGUCCAGCGUCUCGGCGUGCCCGACACCUGCUUCGUCUGGCCCUGCCCUCUGGCCGGCAAGCCCAUCAUCUCCCAGCUGCUUGCCCAGAUAAACGACGUCGUGCCCCUCGAGAGCGGCGAGUGGGGCCUCGAAGACUACGUCGUCGAACUCGUCAGCGCCCACGACGGGACCUUUGAGUGCCUUCACUUCCAGCCGGUGCAUCAGGUUCUCAAGGACGAGGACACCGUCAUCAUCCGAUCGUUGCUGGGCGACGACCUCAAACGCAGACGGCUGAGCGGGCGCCAUCAGAUAUCCUCGGACGGCAAGCAUCUGGUGGACGGUCUGGCCUUUGGCAGGCCAUGGCUCCGGACGCCGCGCGAUCGACCCGCCGUCGAUCUCCCGCCGCGAAAACGACUGCGUACCGCGUUGGGCCACCGUGCCGACGCGGACGAUGACGUCGACGGCGAUGAGCAGCGGAUGCCCCAACUGCUUCUGGAGGCUCCGACGGACGAUGAUGAUGAAUCCUUUGCCGACGAAGAAGUAAACGACGACGACGACGAAGAAGAAGACUACGUGGGUGGGGACGACGAGGCCAUCGACGAGGAACUCGAGUUGCUACGGCAGGACAACGCCAUCGUCGGCCACGAGCACCCCACCUGGGCUCUGGAUGAAGGCCCGUCCAAGGAGGACUCGAGUGCCCCUUCAGGUUCCGCCUCCUCGGAUGACGAAAUGCCCGACAAGCGCGUGGGCGAUUCCGCAGGCGUCGAUUCCGUCUGCACAAGCCUGCUUCGCGACAGCUGCGAGCUGGACGCUCUCAUCGCCGCAUUUCCCUCGACGCCCGUUUCCGGCAUUGCCACGGAGUUCCUGCUGCAGUCCAAAAAUGUCAUCAACACGUAUCAGUCGCUAAAGCGAUCGAACAAGCCCGCGUUGGGACUGGACAAGAUCUUGGAGAUGCUCUUCAGCCCGUCUCUGCACCCUCCGCCGGCUCCGAGGCAAGAAGCUGCGUCGGCGGGAAAAGACCGUCCGCUCAUUCAGGUGGUCGAGAGCACCGAAGCAACGACCAGCUCGGGCAGCAAAACUGGUGCCGACUCGGAUGGCUCCGACAAAUUUCACGACUUUGACGAGAGCAAAGGGGACGACGACGGCGACGGUGACGACAGCUCCGACGACAGCUCCGACGACUCGGAAGAAAGCGACGACAGCUCCAGUGACGACUCGGAGGCCUCCGAAGACAGCCAGGGGGGUGGUUCUGGUAGCAGCCGGGAGGACGGCGCGAAUGGUGACGGCCUCUGUGGGAGCAAAGACGACCGAGGCACGAGCAGCAGCGACGACGGUGGCGACGACGGGGGCGACGACAGCAGCGACGCCGAGGGCGGAAACGGAGUGCCGCUCGGCCAGAGGCAGCAGCGAGGCGCCCUUCGCAUGGCGACGGAAGCGCCCAAUGCCCCGGCCGAGUCAUCGCCGUACACUGGUCUCAGCAGCACGCAGAAGCGGAACGCGCGUCGUCGACGGCUCAAGCACUGGGCCAAGCAGCAAGGCUCCGGAUGCGAGACGCCGGACUCGUUGGCGUCGGAACGGUCGCUUCAAGAGCGCAAGGAGCAGCUCUUGCGGACUCUGGCUCAGGGAGCGGAUGCGGCAGAGGAGACGCAGGAGGACCGGCAGGUGGCGACGGGGGAUGCCGCCGAGGCAGAGACCGAAGUGGCGGCCGAGGCGGUGCCGGAGCAGCGGCGUUCUCGCAUGGACGUGGGAGCCGGUCGGAGACUGCUCUUCGGCGCGCUCGGACUCCGGGCGCCGAGGACGAAGACGGACGAGGACAGGAUCAAGGAGCAUCUCAUGAAGGAUGUCCGGCCGCUCAACAACGUCAGGCUCGACGAGGAGGCGACGGAGGCGACGGAGACGUCGGGCAACGACGCGGACAUGGACGAGUGGCGAGACAAGGUUGUCUACGGCGCCGUCGAGUGCUGCCAGGACGGCAUCGUCCUCAGCGAGCCUCCCUUUCCAUUCCAGCAGCGGUGGGAUCCGCAGCAGCAGGGCAGGAGGGCGGGCAGGGGCAAGCGGAAGCGCAGCUCGCAAGCGUUUGACGAAGAAUUCUACGACGACGACUCGGCCAUCCUCGUCGAGGAUGGCGAGCAGCAGGGCCCCGGCAAGCGACGGCAGUCGGCCCCGAGCCCCUUUGGCGGCGAGCGCGAGCCCGACGAGGACGAGACGCCCGCCCUGCCGGCCGACCUGAGCGUGCUCGCCGCGCUCGAGGCGGGGGCGGCCAAGGAGGGCAUGGUGAUUACGUGGAAGCAGAUGACGCUGUCCAAGGCGACGAAUUGGCAGCCGGAGCUCACGCAGAAGACGGGCACGGUGCUCUCGGGAGGCGACGACGACGCGCUCCAGGUGCUCCUGGCCGCGCGCGACCGCGACGUGCGGGAGAGGCUGUACGACGAGGAGACGGGUCGACGCGUGUACGGCAAGUUUGAGGUGCCCGACUCGGACGGCGAGGGCGAGGACGACGGUCACAGGGUCGUGGCCUGGGCCGAGCUGGGCGACGCGAGGGUCGUGCGGGAGGCACCGGCGGCGGCCGGUGGGUGA